GGAAUCGUUGCGCACAAGUAACAACGGCCGCCUUGACUUGUGUGGGGUAGAGUCUGAAAGUGUCUGCGCGCUCCAAACACAAACCCUCCCCGAGUCUGCUCAGCUGCCACGUUGCUUCAACUUUCUACAUUCCAAGCGUCCACACAGGCAGCUCUGUGUUGCUAGUGACGCUGCAGUUCACUGCAAACCAUGCAUUGCCCCUCCCCCACUAGAAGAGUGCUGGAAGCCUGCUCUUCAAAACAACGACAUGUCUACUAAGGUUGCCGUGGUAACGGGCAGUAACAAGGGGAUUGGUCUAGCCAUCGUCAAGGCGUUGUGCCAGCAGUUUGAGGGUGUGGUCUACGUCACCGCCAGAGACAUUGGACGUGGAAAGGAGACCGUGGAGACCUUGGUGUCGGAAGGACUCAAACCCAUGUUCCACCAGCUGGACAUCAACGACCUCAGCAGCAUCACGGCGGCAGCAGCGUACUUCAAAGACAAGUACGGAGGUGUAGACAUUCUGGUCAACAAUGCUGGGAUAGCAUUUAAAGGAGCAGACACAACACCGUUUGCCGUGCAGGCAGAGGUGACGCUCAAGACCAACUUCUUUGCCACCAGAGACAUGCUGACCCACUUCCUACCACUUGUUAAAACUGGAGGUCGUGUGGUGAACAUCUCCAGCUUUGUCGGCUCCCGUACUUUGAAUCAAUGUAGCCCCGCCCUCCAGGAGCGUUUCCGUAGUGAGGACCUAUCGGAGGAGGAGCUAGUGGGACUGAUGCAGCGAUUCGUUGAGGAGACCAAGAAAGAUGAGCAUAAGAAGGGGGGCUGGCCCGACACUGCGUACGGAGUGUCCAAGACCGGUGUGACUGCACUCUCUUUUAUCCUGGCCCGCAGACUGUCCAGGGAGAGACAUGGAGACAAGAUUUUGCUCAAUGCCUGUUGCCCAGGCUGGGUGCGUACCGAUAUGGCCGGCACCAAAGCCCCCAAGUCACCAGAAGAGGGCGCUGAGACUCCAGUCUACCUUGCUCUGCUCCCCCCUGAUGCCAAUCAGCCCCAUGGGCAGUUUGUGUCCGACAAACAUGUGCAGCCAUGGUGAAAAGGACAAGACACCAGUGUGUUCUUAUAAAAAGUAAACAAUAUUACAUCUCCAACAAUUUGAUUUGAAUAUUAUGGCCUAAGACAAUUAUAGCAACUAAUCUGUUUCCAUAGCCAUCAUCACUUUUGUUUCAAGAAGUAUGGUUUUGUAGAACAUAUGUUUCUUUAGUAUGUCCAACACUAACCUGAACAGAUUUUAAAUCAUGUUUAUGCUUUUAAUAAAAUUUGAAUUUCCUUUU
This is a messenger RNA of Gadus macrocephalus (Pacific cod), 1313 nucleotides long. RefSeq names its product carbonyl reductase 1 (gene cbr1). Gene Ontology annotation, molecular function: carbonyl reductase (NADPH) activity. Lineage: Eukaryota; Metazoa; Chordata; Actinopteri; Gadiformes; Gadidae. Bases 248 to 1075 code for a protein of 275 amino acids. The record is from RefSeq and is a predicted model, not a curated record. The transcript is spliced from 8 exons.